CAUUUUUUCCUCAUGCACGACUCCUUUCGAAAGUCCAUCAUCCACUCACACGCGAUGACCCAGAUUCGUCACCGCUGCCGCGCUGGGUCAAAGUUCACUUUUGGAUGAUGCCCUGGGCAGCUGGCUUUGAGCGGGCGCUUUGUGAUUUGUCCUGUUUGUCUUUUGUUAAUUUCAAUUUUCCACCAUGUCUCGCCGAGGUUUUGGCAACCUGGGCUUAGACCGGGACGUUUACCAGAUAGUGCUCAAACUCGAGGAACAACAAGAGGAAAACGAGAAGGGCCGCAAACCGCGGCUAACGGUAGGAUUCGUCUACGACACCAUCAAGCGCUCCAAUUCGAGCUUGGCACGGCAGAAGAAGCGGCCCCUGGAGGACUCCAUUGAACGAGUGCUUGCAGUGCGAAAGGAGCAGGCCAAGGUCGACGAGCAGGAGGACUCGGACGACCUGCUCGAGGCGCAGGAGCUGGAAAGAGCAAAGGCAGCAAAGGCCGAGCGAGAGCACAACCUGCUGAACCGCCAGAUUGCCAAGUCCUGGGGUUUCGCGAGCUCGACUUCUACACCCGCCGCAACAACACCUGCGACAACACCUGGUGGCCCAUCGUCCGAGGUCGCUAAGGACGCCCCUAGCAUGGAAACUCCCAAUGGAAUUGAUGGCACAUCUGCCUUUGCCGCUGAUAGGCAAGCUAACGGCGAGCCGAGGCCCAAGAAGAGGAAGAGCGGUCCGAAGGAGGUCGACCGGAGCCCUCCCGCCGGCGUCUCCAUCUUGGACAUUGCAGGCGUCGAUGAGACGCUGGGAAGGCUUCUGGAUGAGCUUUGGUUUCCCCUUCGCGCAGGCGAAGCCUGUGAAAAGAUGGGCUACCGCUAUGAUAACGGCGUCCUGUUGCACGGCCCCUCUGGCUGCGGAAAGACGACUCUCGCAUACGCUGUCGCACGUAGCGUUGGUACGGCCUUCAUCCCAGUCUCGGCGCCGUCCGUGAUCGGUGGAACGUCGGGCGAGUCCGAGAAAAACAUCCGCGAUGUCUUUGACGAAGCCAUCCGCCUCGCCCCGUGUCUCCUCUUCUUCGACGAGAUUGACAGCAUCGCCGGUAAGCGCGAGAGCGCCAACAAGGGCAUGGAGGGCCGCAUUGUGGCUGAGAUUAUGCAUGGCAUGGACCGCAUCAAACAAAACACACCCCUGGGGAAAAACGUCGUCGUGCUUGCCGCCACCACCAGACCCGAAUCCCUCGACCCAGCUAUCCGCCGCCGCUUCAGCUCCGAGAUCGACAUAGGCAUGCCGAACGAGACAGCCCGCGAAGCGAUCCUCAGGUCCCUCACGCGCGAUCUGAGUCUGGCAGACGACGUCAACUUUCGAGAGCUGGCGAAGAUGACCCCGGGCUACGUUGGCAGCGAUCUCCAGUACGUCGUCAAGGCCGCGGUAUCCGUAAGCUGUCGGACCAAACUCGACGAGCUCAUCCACAAGGCCCGUGCCUCAAAACCCCCAGACUACCUCCUUUCGGCCUCCCAAAGACAACGCGACUGGAUCCUUCUUGAAGACAGCCACGCCCACUGGGACGAGAAUCGCAUCACCAUGGCUCAGUUCAAAGCCGCCGUGUCGCGCGUGCAACCUGCUUCCAAACGUGAAGGCUUCAGCACCAUUCCGGACACGACUUGGGCCCACGUCGGCGCGCUUGAAGAUGUCCGCAAGAAACUCGAAAUGUCUAUUAUUGGCCCCAUCAAGGACCCAGACCUCUUCUCCCGCGUCGGCAUCAAGCCCGCAGCAGGUAUCCUGCUCUGGGGUCCACCGGGGUGCGGCAAAACCUUGGUUGCCAAAGCGGUCGCCAACGAGUCCAAAGCCAACUUUAUCUCCAUCAAGGGCCCCGAACUACUCAACAAAUACGUCGGCGAAUCCGAGCGCGCCGUCCGGCAGCUGUUCGCACGCGCCAAGUCCUCCGCGCCCUGCAUCCUGUUCUUCGACGAGAUGGAUGCUCUCGUCCCAAAGCGCGACGACUCCCUCUCGGACGCCAGCGCCCGCGUCGUCAACACGCUUCUCACCGAGCUCGACGGCGUCGGCGACCGGUCCGGCAUCUACGUCAUUGGCGCGACCAACCGGCCCGACAUCAUCGACGAAGCCAUCCGUCGCCCGGGCCGGCUGGGAACCAGCAUCUACGUCGGCCUGCCCUCGGCCGAAGACAGGGUCGCGAUCCUCAAAACGUUGUACCGCAACACGGUCUCCAAGGCGCGCAGAGACGUGGCGGCAGCUGCAGCAGCUACUGCAAAGAACAGCAGGGAUGCGGACGUGGACAUGCCGGAUAUUAACGCGCAAUUCGCCACCACAACUACCACCACCUCUCCGGAUACUGCAGGCAUAGAUGAUCAUCAUGGCACCCGCGAGGCCGACCUGGAAAAAGUGGCGCUCGACAUGCGCUGCACGGGCUUCUCGGGCGCAGACCUGGGCAACCUCCUGCAGGCGGCGGCGCAGGCGUGUCUGGAGCGGGCGUAUCUGACGCAGAAGAAGGAGGGGGCCGUUGACGACGCCCGCGGUGAUGCUGCUGCUGCCGCGGUGGAUCCGGUCAUCACCAUGGAGGAUUGGGAGAGGGCGCUGCAGGAGGUCAAGCCGAGCGUCAGGGAUGCAGACAAGUACCGUGACGUUCUUGAUGGGUAGGAUACCGAGUGGCAUAACCUUAUUCUGUGUCGAAAUAACAGCUCUGUUGGUUACUUUUUGAUUCAGAUGUCGCUUCCCUGUGCAAAUACGUGGGUUUUGAGUGUUUCAGAGUUGGUGGUUCAGGGGACCACCAGCCAAAUCCUUGUUUUGAUAAUUCAGAAAGAAAAUAAUUAGGACAAACCGCCUAAGGUAGUGUUGAGGGUUACCUAGGUACUCAACCUUCUUCUGUUUUCCUUCUCUCUUUCUUUUCAUCUUUCUUUUUGGUAUAGUGUUGAGGGUUAGUACUCAACCAUUUUGUCUCUUUUCUUCCUCUCUUUCUUUUCAUUUUCCUUUUUGCUUCUCUAUUCCCAUCUUUUAUCUUCCUUUUCUUCAUGUUCUUAUUCGGCGGGGGCCUG
Molecule: messenger RNA, 3033 nt
Organism: Parathielavia appendiculata
Lineage: Eukaryota; Fungi; Ascomycota; Sordariomycetes; Sordariales; Chaetomiaceae
Product: AAA-domain-containing protein
Exons: 1
Coding region: 185-2638 (817 amino acids)
Biological process (GO): ribosome biogenesis
Cellular component (GO): nucleus
Molecular function (GO): preribosome binding; RNA binding; ATP hydrolysis activity
Source: RefSeq, a predicted model, not a curated record